GCUGGUUUGCGAACCCGCGUGAAUGUCCGAAGUGCCGCCGCCAACGUUGGCCAUAAUUUGCAUCGUGACCAUACUAUCAGCAGUGCUCGUUGCCGUUCUUAUCAAGAAUCGCUCCAGCGACGUCGCCAUCGUCAUUGACGAAAGCAAAUCCAACAAAUAAAGUCAACAAUCUCAAGCAGCUGUCGCGUGAGCUUCUCUCCGGUUCUAGUGUCUCAUCCUCAGACAGUAGUCAGAACGGUUGUAAUAUGCUGAUCGCACGCACCGGAGGUCUUUCACGGGUGCUAACCUCUAGCUUUCUCUUACCUCCGACCAGGAGUUCCGUUCCGGUGACCCUGCAACAGAACGAGGUAACAGCCAGUAUGUCCACGACGUCUGCCGAUCAAGCCGAGGUCGGCCCGUACGAGCCCGGCCAGCACUCGAUCGCGUACGUAACGACGCCGGACGAAAACUCGGCCAAGGCGCUCGCCCGGAAGCUGGUGGAGCGCAAGUUGGCGGCCUGCGUGAACAUCAUCCCCGGACUGACCUCGGUGUACGAGUGGGAGGGCAAGCUGAACGAGGACCACGAAACGCUACUGAUGAUCAAGACGCGGACGAGCCGCGUAGACGAGCUGGCCAAGUUUGUGCGGGAGAACCAUCCGUACAGUGUGGCCGAGGUCAUCUCGGUGCCGAUCGAGAAUGGCAAUCCGCCUUAUCUGGAGUGGCUGAGCCGGAGUGUGCCGGAGAGGAAGAAGACUUGAGGGGAGCAGUGAGUUUGGGCUUUGAUACGAUUGUUUUGGUGUAUCAAAAGGUUUUAUAAAUAAACGUGUUUUUUUUUUGGUUCGGUUUGGUAUUAUCGUAA
This is a messenger RNA of Culex pipiens pallens (northern house mosquito), 838 nucleotides long. RefSeq names its product protein CutA homolog. The transcript has 2 exons. Bases 246 to 737 code for a protein of 163 amino acids. Gene Ontology annotation, biological process: response to metal ion. Gene Ontology annotation, molecular function: copper ion binding. The record is from RefSeq and is a predicted model, not a curated record. NCBI's taxonomy places the organism in Eukaryota, Metazoa, Arthropoda, Insecta, Diptera, Culicidae.